GAAUGCAACAUUGUCUCUCUCAUAAAUGUAGUCUAUCUCAAUGUGUUUCGCUCACACAUGGCAUACUAGGUUCUUAGCUAUGUCUAUGGCUAACUGACUGUCAUAGUAAAUAGGGACAUGAUUAGUGAUUGAACAAUCCAAAUUAUGAAGAAUUCUACCAACCAAGCCACUUUUGCCAUAAGCCCAUAACUUUGCGCAAGGCUGUGUACUCUGCUCCUGCAGAGAAACGGUAGGUAUUUCUUGGACUUCCAAGAAACAGGAGAUCAACUAAAAGUAAUAUCAAAAUCAGUAACUGAUUUUUUUUUUUGAUCUAGUAAAUGUAUUUCAUUUCAUAAACAGGCCAUAAAUCGCCGUAUACAAAAAGUCCGCGCUAAGCCAGUGCAAUAAAACCUAACUACAGAUCGUGCAGAUCCCGUAUUAUAUCUGAUCUUAUUGAAAUUUGACAAGAAGCCCAAUCUGAACAACAAAGCAGCUAGCAAAUAUCUCAGUACAUGUAUAGCAUUUAACAUAUGAGGAUCCCUUGGAUCCUUGAGAAAUUGACUUAAGUAUUGGACUGCGAAGGUGAGUAUGCUGUUAAAAGUUCAAUUUACCAACAAGCCUUCUGUAUAUAAAAGGAUCAUGAAUGCAGUCACCUUCAGUUGGGGAUAACUUGACUGAGAAACUCAAGGGAGUAAGCACACUAGUCAAGGAACCACAAUUACAUUCAUGUAGAAGAUCCUAAGUAUACUUUAGUUGAUUGGCAAGGUAACCCAGUAUGAUGCACCUCAAGCUCUAGAAAAUAGUGCGGCAUUUCAAGAUAUUUAAUCUGGAACUGGUCAUCCAAGAAAGACUUAAGAGCAAACAUUUCAGGAAUAUUGGUAUCAUUCAACUAACAAAAUAUCAUCUACAUAGACUGUUAGAAAAACAAUAGAAUUUCCAUAACACUUGGUAAAUUAAGUAGUCAUUAUUGCACAUAACCCCUGGACAAUAAGGACUCAAAGUUUGGAAAAUCAUCGCCUAGAGCCCUGCUUCAACACUCAAAGAAACUUUUUAAGCUUACAUCAAAGGAGUUGAAGAAGAAGGGAAAUAAGUAGAAACAGUCAAACCGGGAGGUAUAUGCAUGUAGACUUCAUGGAAGUCACUAUGAAGAAAAACAUUAUUUACAUCUAGUUGAUAGAUUGUCCAACCCUUCUUGCUGGCAAUAGUGAGAAGGCAUUUGAUGGUAGUGUUUUAAUGACUGGUGAGGAAGUUUUAGUACAGUCUACACCUUCCUUUUGAUAAUCUCCAUUAUAACAAGCCUAGCCUUAUAACUGUGUUGCCUUCUGAAAAAACUAGCCUUGUAUCUUCAUUAUGACAUUUGAUUUAUCUCGUUUACCCAUUUACAAGGAAUUAUCUUCUGAUCUUGAGGAAGAAGAACAAUGUCACUAGUAUGAUUUGCAUAAAGAGCUUGAAUUCCUAUGGCAUAGCCUUUUGCCAAGCUGGAUUAGAAGCAACUUGUUGGUAAAACUGAGGUUCUUGCAUGUGAAGUUCAAUAAAAGUAACCUUAGAAGUAAUAGCAAUGUGCGAACUUAUAUAGUCUUGAAAGUACGGAAGAGGAUUGAAAGAUUUAGCAGAUCUUCUGAGAGCUACAAAUGGUACAUAUUGUUGAACAUUAGAUCCAUUUAUUUACACGGUAUCAGAGCAGGAUCCAUCCCAAUUAUUGUUUCCCGAUAGUGGGCCCAUUAUUAAAAAUUGCUUACUCACUAGAUGUCCAUCCCGGGGCGUGAGGUGGGGUGUUAAAAUAUCCCACAUCGGUGGUUUAAGGGAUGGGUGGACUCCUUAUAUGGACUUGGGCAAUCCUCCCUCACAACCUAGCUUUCGGGUUGAGUUAGGCCCAAGAUCCAUUUCUUUACAAUAGGCAACAGGGGAAGAAAUAGGCAAAGUAUCUGAAGCUGGACUAGAAGGAGAAGGGGUAGAAGAUGACGGAGUAGCAGGAGGAGGCUGGGAUUCAACACAAGGUGAAGUUGAAGCAGGAGAAGAAAUAGGAAGUUGAGAGGAAGAGAAGCGAUAAGGAAAGACUUGUUCAUGAAAGGUAAUAUCCCUGGAGUAGAAGAUGGAGUGAGAGAAAGAUUUAGGAGUCUGCAUCCCUUUUUAACUGAAAGAUGCCCCCAAAAUACACAAGCAACUGCCCUUGGCUAAAACUUUUUCCUACCAUAUUUAGGUAGAGUUGCAAAUUAGAGACAACCAAAGAACUUAAAUGAUCAUAAGAUGGAGGAGAAUCAUUGAGUUUGUCAAAAGACGAUAAAUUUUGUAAUACUGAGGAAGGAAAUCUAUUGAUGAGAUAGGUGGCAGUGAAUACGUAAUCCCCCAUCACUUUAUAUGAAGCCUAGAUUGAUAUAAAAUGAAUUUUCAUUCUAAAAAAAAUGUAUAAAAAGGGAUUUAUUGGUUUCAAGUAGAUGCUGGUGCUUUCUCUCUACCACUCCCUUUUAUUGACGAGUAUGAGGAACUACAGUUUGAUAUAAAAUGCCAGAUUUAAAGAAGAAAGCGGAGGCUUCAGAUCUACUGCCUAACUCAUAUGCAUUGUCAGAUCUGAUGAUUUUGAUAGAGGCUUGAAAAGGGUUCUCUACCAUGAAAACAAAAGCUUUUUUUUUUUUUUUUUUUGAAACUGGUAACUGUAAGAAAACAAAAGUUUUAAUGAUGGAUAAUGAAUUGUUUUAGUAAGAAAGAAGGUGUGUCCAUGUCACUCUUGUAUAAUCAUCUAUAAUGGUGAGAAAAUAUCUGACUCAUUGUGUGUUUUAAGAUUGUAUGGUCCCCAAAGGUCAAUAUGUAUAAGUUGGAAAGGUAUUGUAGAUUUUGUAGUGCUAUCUGAAAAAAGCAUCUUUGUUGUCUUGCUACGGGGCACACAGAACAAAUGAAAGGUUGUUUGGAUGAAAUUUUAUCUCUGAGAAAAGGAACAUACAGCAUUUUGUAUAAGGCAUGUGACACCCUUUUUGGUGCCAAAAAGUAUCAGUCUUAUGCUUAGUAAAAGAAUUUACAGUAUUGGCAUUGCAAAAAUAGACAUUGCAGGAGUGGAAACUAUUCACAACGGCAUUAUCUGUAAAUUGCAUAGAUACAGAAGAAUGAGCAACAGUAGCAGAAACCUCGGAUUCACAAAUGCAGAGUCCAUUUGCAACUUUAUCAAUUGCCAAUGGCCUCUUAGAGAAAGGGCCUUGUAUAGUACAAGAGCAAUUGGUAAAGACAAUAGAACAUCGUAAUUGAUUGAGCAAUUGAUGUACUGAAAUGAGGUUGAAUUGAAAGGAAGGUACAAGAAAUACAUUCUGUAAGACGAUGUCUGAAGUCAGCUUUAGGGAACUAGUAGAGACUACUUCUACCUUGUAACCAUUGGGAGAGUAAUAAGAUAAGGAAAUGGAAGGGAGUAGUUGAGAAUAAACGCUUUUAGUUUCCAAGAAACUUGGCAAAACAUGUUAUAAGCCUGAUGUUGCAUUACUCAUUGUUGACCCCCCAUAUUAUGGCAUUCAUGUUCCAGAUGUCCAGUCCAAGCAUGCUAGACUCCCACAUUGAUUGGGAGUAUGUGUUGUAGUCUCUUUAUAUGGUCUUGGACAAUAUCAUCGCAUGAGUUAACCUUUUGGGUUGAUGUAAGUCCAUAUCCUUUUUCCUCAAACACUUUCCUCUUGCUACUUAUUGCAAUAAAGUAUUCAAACAAGGAUAGGUUAUGUGGAAUUGUAGAAUAAAUUAUUUAUGCAGAAAGCCAAAAAUAUUUUAGGAUUUGGAUCUGCACAACCAAAUAAUAUUUGUGGAAUUUAAAUGGACCAAAGCAUAGGGAUGAUUUUAAUAAAAUGAAUAGGAUAUGAUUUGAAGAAGGUGAACAAGAGGUCUGUAAACGUGUUGCACUAUUCAGCCUAUUUGGGAACUGGGAAGUAGCUGUAAGGCUCUCAAAAACAUAGAGGAAGGGUAAAACGAGAAUGUUCGGAGACCAAUAUUCUAAGGAAAGAUGUUUCCUAAAGAAACAUAUAUAUACUUCCUCACAGUUGCCUAAAGAGUCUGUAAAACAAUUUCUAACCACUCCAACCUUAUCUUCCACUGUUUCAAUAGCUAGCUGGCAGUAGAAGAAUUCACUUUUUCUCUCGGUAGACCCGCAAUGGUCUGAAGUUUCCACUGACAUGCAGCACUUUGAUUAAAACCAACCAGAGGCAGUUUGUUUUUGGCUGGCUUAUAAGUUUUGGCCCUUGAGGCACGAUCUUGGCAUCGACACAUCUCCUUCAUAGGGCUCCCUUCUAUUAAAAUGCUUCAAUCUCUCCAUAAAUGCCAAAGAAACUUGUGUACAAAGAUUAGGAAAACCAGCUUUUUGGUGCAGUUUGUGUCAACUAGCUGUGGCAGCAAUACCCCAACUGAUGAGAGCAAGUCACUCAUGAAUUUGUGUCACAUGAGGUCACGUGGUUUAUCAAAAGAAGCCAUCAUUAGUGAAGCAAAAGUAAUCCAAUUAGAAACUGAUACAUGUUCAAAAGUUUCAGCUGUGAUUGAGUUCUUCCAAAACCAUGGGUUUUCUGCAACCCAAGUGAAGAAAAUAAUUGGACUACGCCCUCGUUUUUUAGCAUCGAGGGUGAACAAAACCAUAAAGCCCAAGUUGAAUUUCUUGCAAUCAGUUGGAUUUUCUGAAGAUGAAUGCAGUAAGAUUAUAAGUGCUAAACCCUGCAUACUUGAUAGAAGCAUAAGGAACCAUCUGGCUCCAUCUUUUGAUUUCCUGAAGACUUUCAUGGGUAGUAAAAUGCGAGCACUUGUUGCCAUCAAACAUUAUCCACAAAUCCUUGAUUGUAAGGUCUCUCAUUGUUGGAAGCAGACUGUACAGAUAUUGGGCCAAAUUGGUAUUCCUGAUUCUCAAGUGUCAGAGUUUAUUCAAAAAUCUCCUGUUAUCUUGACUACAAAUCCCCAAAAGAUGAGUGAGGUUGGCUUGAGGCUGAAGGAAAUGGGGUUUGAUGUUACUUCUCCAGCAUUUAGGACAGCUAUUGCCUCAAUGUCUAGAGUUGCUCAUCCCAAAAUGGAAAGGAAAUUUGAAACAUACAGAAGUUUGGGCUUUUCAGAUGACGAGAUCCUUAAUAUAUUCAGAUCGCAGCCAAAUUGCAUGUUUUAUACCGAGGAGAAUAUCAGGGCAAUUGUGGCAUUCUAUGUAGAUAGACACCAUUUUAGCCUAUCACUCUUGUCAAAAAGACCGAAUUUUCUUUUGUGUAGCCUGAAGAGGAGGCUUAUUCCUAGGUGUUCUGUCAUGCAAGUUUUAUGGUCAAGAGGCACUGUUUCAGAAUUUGGCAAGCUAUACCCAAAACUAAUGAUGAGUGAAAAGGACUUCUUAGAGAAGUAUGUUACUAAAUAUGAAACAGAAGUUCCUGAACUGCAAGCUGCCUACAGUGGCGAACUUAUGUUCGAGGAGUACAGUUUUCAUUUGCGUGAAAUUCGUCAGAUGUCAAUGUCAAAGGGAUCAUCUUCAAAAACUAAAGCAGCUUAGUGUUUGCACCAUAUGCUGUCCCAUAUCUCUUCGGUUUUCUUGUUUUAUCAUCAUGUUCUGUCACAUUCUCGGUUUUGAAAUGUAUUGCAUUUUUGCUUCCUUUUUUUCUAUUUGCUGUCACAUUCUUGGUUUUCUUGUUUUAGCUCCUUAUAAUGUGUUUAUAAAGAUACCAGGAUCCAGUAUUGGUAAGCUUAA
Molecule: messenger RNA, 5650 nt
Organism: Lycium barbarum (goji berry)
Lineage: Eukaryota; Viridiplantae; Streptophyta; Magnoliopsida; Solanales; Solanaceae
Exons: 2
Coding region: 4241-5455 (404 amino acids)
Biological process (GO): chloroplast organization; regulation of DNA-templated transcription
Cellular component (GO): chloroplast
Molecular function (GO): double-stranded DNA binding
Source: RefSeq, a predicted model, not a curated record